Messenger RNA from Letharia lupina, 240 nucleotides. RefSeq lists its product as uncharacterized. The transcript has 2 exons. Lineage: Eukaryota; Fungi; Ascomycota; Lecanoromycetes; Lecanorales; Parmeliaceae. Gene Ontology annotation, molecular function: metal ion binding. Bases 1 to 240 code for a protein of 79 amino acids. The record is from RefSeq and is a predicted model, not a curated record. Gene Ontology annotation, biological process: protein histidyl modification to diphthamide.
AUGUCUUUCUACGAUGAGAUAGAGAUCGAAGACAUGACCUAUCACGAGUCCACAACCCUCUACACCUACCCAUGCCCAUGCGGCGACCAGUUCGAAAUCUCGCUCUCCGAUCUCCGCGACGGCGAGGAAGUCGCAGUCUGCCCCAGCUGCAGUCUGAUGAUCAAGGUUAUAUUCGAAGCAAUGGAGAGAAGGGACUGCCGUGGUGCAGAGAUGGAGAGAUUGAUGGAUUCCAGGGCUUAG